Molecule: messenger RNA, 2583 nt
Organism: Zootermopsis nevadensis
Lineage: Eukaryota; Metazoa; Arthropoda; Insecta; Blattodea; Termopsidae
Source: RefSeq, a predicted model, not a curated record
UGUCCCCACCUUCGAAGCUCAAUCGUGACUUAAGAAACGUAUAAUCUAUAUCUGUUAGACAUCGAGGGUCAAGCGUUUGAAGUUGUUUACUUUAUAAUUGAAGAACACGUUAUAAGGUCUAUAAAAAUGCACACAGAUACUAAUCUCAUCAUGCAGCAAAUUGUUGAAGAGACGAAGAACUUCAGGACAGAUCUAAAAAUGAAACUGAACGAAAUGGGAACACGUACAGAAGAGCAGGAAGAAUCUGCGGUAGAGGCCGUGAACGCGAGUUUACCAACCUCUGAAGCGUACGGCAGGUACAUGAAGGAGGUGGAAGAUAUGAAGGCAGAUGUGACGAAACUGAAGGAGAAAGUAAAGAAUGAGGAACAAAUUCUUAAAUGCAAUUUGACGAGACUGGAAGAAGAUUGUGUGGAUAUUGUAGUAAAGAUGCCUUUUGUUGAGGAGGAAGGAGAGCAAUUGAAGGACAGUAGAGAAAACGUUCAGCUCAUGACAGAUCACAUAUCGAAAGUCAAUGAAGAGGCACGUUCGUUCUUUCAAGAAUAUGAUGCCAAUUAUGAAGACUCGGUACAGAAGUUGAAAGGUCAGCUGUCGGAACAUAAGAAACAAAGGGAAUCCAAGAAAUAAAAUUUUACAUAUCACAAUCCGCUUGGUUACGGAGUACGUAUUUACGUCAGAUUCUCCAGAACCGUGGUUCCACUGUCAUUUUUUCUGUUAUAAGUCAUCAAAUUAGCUACUACAAUGCGUGAGUGUAUUUCAAUUCAUGUUGGGCAAGCUGGCGUGCAGAUGGGCAAUGCAUGCUGGGAAUUGUACUGCCUGGAACAUGGUAUUCAGUCUGAUGGUCAAAUGCCAUCAGACAAGACUCUUAGAGGUGGUGAUGACAGUUUCAAGACAUUCUUCAGUGAAACUGGGGCAGGAAAGUAUGUACCAAGGGCAAUUUAUGUGGACCUGGAGCCCACAGUAGUAGAUGAAGUUCGCACUGGCAUCUACAGUCAGCUAUUUCACCCCGAGCAGCUGAUUUCUGGAAAGGAAGACGCUGCUAACAACUAUGCCCGAGGUCACUACACCAUCGGCAAGGAGAUCAUUGACCUCGUUCUGGACCGCAUCCGGAAGCUGGCCGACCAGUGCACCGGUCUUCAGGGUUUCCUGAUCUUCCAUUCGUUCGGGGGUGGCACUGGCUCAGGCUUUACGUCUCUGCUUAUGGAAAAGCUGUCGGCUGACUACGGAAAGAAGAGCAAGCUGGAAUUUGCAAUCUACCCCGCACCUCAGACUUCAACAGCUGUUGUCGAGCCCUAUAACUCCAUCCUCACCACCCACGCCACGCUUGAACAUUCUGACUGUGCUUUCAUGGUUGACAAUGAAGCCAUUUUUGACAUUUGCCAACGUAACCUGGACGUUGAGCGUCCCACCUACACCAACCUGAACAGACUGAUUGGCCAGAUUGUAUCCUCGAUUACCGCUUCUCUCCGGUUCGAUGGCGCUCUGAACGUUGACCUGAUUGAAUUCCAGACUAACUUGGUGCCCUAUCCCCGCAUCCACUUCCCUCUGGUUACCUAUGUCCCUGUCAUCUCAGCUGCGAAGGCAUACCAUGAGCAGAUUUCUGUAGCUGAAAUCACAAAUGCUUGCUUUGAGCCUGUCAACCAGAUGGUGAAAUGUGACCCAAGAAAUGGAAAGUACAUGGCGUGCUGCAUGCUGUACAGAGGGGACGUCGUACCCAAGGACGUCAACGCUGCCAUAGCGACCAUCAAGACGAAGCGCACGGUCCAGUUCGUGGACUGGUGUCCAACUGGCUUCAAAGUUGGCAUCAACUACCAGCCACCAACUGUUGUUCCAGGAGGGGACCUGGCAAAGGUACAGCGUGCCGUAUGCAUGUUGGCCAACACGACCGCCAUUGCCGAGGCCUGGGCUCGUCUGGACUACAAGUUUGACCUCAUGCACGCUAAGCGUGCCUUUGUUCACUGGUACGUGGGUGAGGGUAUGGAAGAAGGCGAGUUCUCAGAAGCUCGCGAGGAUCUCGCAGCCCUGGAGAAGGAUUACGAGGAGGUCGGCAUGGAUACUUUUGAAGGAGAAGAAUACAGUGCAGAGGAGUACUAAAUGUCAACUCCAGUUUCAUUUUGGGAUGUCAGUAUUGUAAGAAUUUUGUGUUUGUCAAAUAAUGUUGCAACCUAUUGAUCAGGUGCUUCAGUUCAAUUUGAAAGCAAUAUUUUUUGUGCAAUUUCUUUUACCUUCCAUCUUUUCUCUACCGUCAUUUAAGUUUCUCAAAUACUUGUACCAAAUGUUUUUUUAACUGAAGUUGUGUUAAUGUCUCGCAAGUUGGUUGAACUGAUGGGUGAGAUAUAUAAUGUAUUGGUUGGGAUCCCUGAAUGAAAGAGGCUGCUGGAAGACCUCAGGGAGAUGGGAAUCAAUGGAGCAAACUGAAUGUAGCUGGCUCAGGAUGGAGUUAAGCAGGCUUUUGUGAACAUGAAUCUUUCAGGUGCAGUUAAAUAUGGCUGUAGUUCUUCAACCAUCAAUGAGAAAUUUUUCAAGUACUUGUAUUAGACUGUUUUAGACUAAUUAAUAAAAUAAUUCUAUUGGUUCUUUAAUUUA